Messenger RNA from Toxorhynchites rutilus septentrionalis, 2005 nucleotides. It is a transcript of the gene Cortactin, whose product is annotated as src substrate cortactin. Gene Ontology annotation, biological process: regulation of actin filament polymerization. The coding region runs from base 282 to 1949 and encodes 555 amino acids. The transcript has 7 exons. Gene Ontology annotation, cellular component: cortical actin cytoskeleton; plasma membrane; actin filament. NCBI's taxonomy places the organism in Eukaryota, Metazoa, Arthropoda, Insecta, Diptera, Culicidae. Gene Ontology annotation, molecular function: actin filament binding. The record is from RefSeq and is a predicted model, not a curated record.
CUCAAGAAAACAAACAUGACAUUUCUUUCAGUGCUUGUUCGACGAUGACAGCAAAGCAGUGAUGAUUCCGAAAAUUCUCAAUUGCCGACCCGAAACUGUUGUUUUGCGUGUAGAUUUGGCAGAAAUUGAGUGUUUUCCUUCGAACGCGGUAUGUUUUGAGUGAAAGAAAAUUGUGUAUUAUCGUAAAGUUCGUACGUUGAACAAGUGAACGUUGUAAUUCGGUGUAAUUUGUAUUUUGUUCUGCAUUUGCAUUCACUGUUAAUUUAUCUUGGAACUGAGAAAUGUGGAAAUCAACCGCAGGACGUGAUAUCGAUGUCAACAUUGCCCCGGACGCGGACGAUGACUGGGAGACCGAUCCGGAUUUCGUGAACGAUGUGAGCGAGCAGGAGCAGAGGUGGGGCUCCAAAACGGUUGAGGGUUCGGGCCGAAGCGCUGCCGCUAUCGAUAUGCAGCAGCUGAGGGAGGAAACGGAACGGGCGGAUGCGGCCAAAAAGCAAAAAGAUGGCCCAAAAUCUUCGCACGGAUAUGGAGGUAAAUUCGGGGUGGAAAAGGAUCGGAUGGAUAAAUCGGCACUUGGGCAUGAUUACCUCGAGAAGCUGGAGAAGCAUGCCUCCCAGAAAGAUUAUUCCACCGGGUUCGGGGGAAAGUACGGAGUUCAGACUGAUCGAGUCGAUAAGUGCGCUGCUUCCUGGGAGCAUAAGGAAAAGGUUGAGAAGCACAGCUCGCAGAAAGACUAUGCCACUGGGUUCGGAGGCAAGUUUGGGGUACAGAAGGAUCGAGUGGAUAAAUCAGCUGUUGGGUGGGAUCACAUGGAAAAGGUGGAUAAGCAUGAGUCACAGAAGGACUACAGCAAAGGUUUUGGUGGCAAAUUCGGAGUUGAAGCCGACAGACAGGAUAAGUCUGCCGUGGGAUGGGACCACAUGGAGGCACCACAAAAGCACGAGAGUCAACUGGAUCAUAAAGUGGGAUUCGGUGGAAAGUUUGGUGUUCAAUCUGACCGCAAGGAUAAAUCUGCCCUUGGUUGGGAUCACGUCGAAAAACCCGAGAUGCACGAGAGCCAAGUUGAUCACAAGAUUGGUUUCGGUGGGAAGUUUGGCGUUCAGAGCGAUCGGAUGGACAAGUCCGCCGUUGGAUUUCAGGAGCAGGAUAAAAUUGGUACCAAUUAUACUAAGGUUAAGCCAGACAUUGGUGCCGCCAAACCAUCGAAUAUACGUGCGAGGUUUGAAAAUUUUGCGGCCGCUGCGGAGGAGGAAACCAAAAAGAAAGCAGAAGAACAGAAACGGCUGCGGGAAGAAAAGGAUAAGAAGGACAGAGAGGAAGCAUCGAAAAGAUUGAAUACCAACGAAACGACGGAACCUAAGAAGCCGGAACGAAAGGGACCCAUUAAUACAGGUCGUGAGCAUGGCGUUGGAAGCACAAUAAAUAAUUUCAACAAGCAACCUGAUUCUCCCCAGGAGGUUACCAGAAAGGAACCCAUCGCUUUGCCGAAGGAGGAAGCACGCACUGUCGUUCAACCAGACGUUAUACCAACAAUUGUAAUUCCUGCCCAGAGAAUGGAACACCCUCAAACACCGGAGGAAGAUAAUAAAGCUUUCAUCCCUGCAGUCAAAAGUCAGCCAGUACCAGAAUCGGAACCUGAACCUGAAUUUAAACCCGAACCUGAGCAAGCACCUGUUAUUCAAUCCGUGCAAGAGCAAGAGCUAAAAGCGCUGCCGCAAACACUUUCUUCAGAACCGGAAGAGCCGGAGGAAUUUAUUUUGUCUGCCGAUAAUCCAGGAAUUGAAGCUAUUGCACUGUAUGAUUAUCAGGCUGCUGCAGAUGAUGAGAUUUCUUUCGAUCCCGACGAUCGAAUUACGCACAUUGAAAUGAUCGACGAAGGCUGGUGGAGGGGAUUGUGUAACAGUCAUUACGGACUGUUCCCUGCGAAUUAUGUGCAAAUAAUUCAAUAGGACCAGUAUAUGUGUCAAACGCUCAAAACAUUUUUCGUUUACAUUUGAAGACAUUU